AAGCCUCAAUUCCCUUUUCCCCUUCUCCCCUCCUUCCUCGCUAAGGUUCCCUUGCUUCAGCAGAACCCCUGCUGGGCAUCCUCCUCUUUCAAAACAUCCUUUGCUCUCCAACCACUUCAUCUUGAUGUUCUUAAUCUCCUAUAGUCUUUCCCUGUGCGAAUUUUUUCUUUGAGAACCAAAGUUUCUUAGGGAAAUUCUGUUGAAUUUUUCCUUUGAGAACCAAGGUUUCUCGGGGAGACUCUGCUAAAAUUUUUAUCAACUAGCAAGUUGAAAAUACAUCAUUGUACAUAUAUUUUGUCUGCACAUUUAUAUACAGUAGCAAAACCUGUUUGUAGAGGAAAUUAUUAUAGUGUUUCUGGCUGGUUGAUCCAUGAUAGAUUAAACAAGGGGAGGUUGUGACUUGGUAGAUGUCACCAAUCCUCUCCGAGGUCAUCCUCUCCGGAUUUAUGAUCAGCUCGACGCUCCGGCGAGGCUCUCAUCUUGUCCUCUCUUUCUCCGUCGUCUUCCUUUACUGGUUCUAUGUCUUCUCAGUAACAUCCUAGCUACUGUUCUCUUUUAUUUGAUCCAUCCAAUACCAGAGAAUAGACCACCAUAUUCUACAAAAUACUUCUCAUUGGAAAUUAUAGCUUAUAGACAAAACUGAGGGUGACAAUACUGUAAGGUAUUUUCCUGAGUGUUGCACUAAGGAGGGUACUCAGGACUUUUAUUAGGAUGACCCUGUCAGGUGGGACCCUGUCAAGCGGGAUAACCUCUGGCUCAAGCCAUGGGACCCGGAGCUCAGGGUCAGAGGGUGAUAUCCAGCUGCAGGUCCAAAUGGACCUGAAGCGGAAAAGAAGGAAGGAAUCAAACCGAGAGUCGGCAAAGAGGUCUAGGUUACGGAAACAACAGCACCUCGAUGACCUUACCUCACAGGUGAACCAGUUGAAGAUGGAGAACCAGCAGCUCACCACAACAUUGAACAUGGUCACCCAAAGCUGUGCCUUCGCAGAGUCUCAGAACUCAGUGCUGCGCACUCAGAUGAUGGAGCUGGAUAGCAGGCUAUCAGCGCUCCGUGAGAUAAUCUUCUACAUGAACAAUGGAAACCAAUCACCUUCUAAUCCUACAAUAGCAGCGACUACAUACCCAUCCACCACUACAAUGACUGCAGCAACUACUGGCCAUUACGAUUAUUAUGAUGUUUUCACUGCAAAUGCAUGGGGCUCAGGGAUGCAAAUGAUGCAGCAGCCCAUAGAUCAGUUUCUGUACCAGUGCUAGCUAGCUUCUAGCCAGGAAGUCGAUAGAGAUAGUGGACCAAAUUAAGAAACAGGGCAUUGAGAUAUUGGGCGUGGUGAAUGUUGUAGCUAGGUCCAUAUUAAUUAUAUUGUGUCACCAGUGGUUGUUUAUCUUUUGCUUUGAUUUGUGAUCGGUUGUGGGGGCAGGAAAAAAAUGGUGUUGUACCUUUCUGCUGUUGGUGGUAAGAGGCCAAAUGGCUAUUGGAAAAGUAUCAACUUGUCAUUUGUCAUUGUGUGAAGAGGUACCUCAUGUUACCUCUUACGUGUAUGAGACAAUGAGAGGAAGGCGAUGUUGUGGGAAUCAACCUGGCAAUCCAGCAUCCCCUUGAAAUCAAUUGCCCCAAAUUUCUACAAACACUCCAGGAGGAAGAAGAGGACAAUCGCUGAUGCCUCAGGAGGAGAGAAUAUAUUCUCUACCACUGAGUUCGUACGAGUUCAGCAAUAUUGCCCCCCUCCCAGACACUGUUAUUUCUGGAGGAUUUUUCCCUUGUGUUUUUUUGGUUGCGGGUUUUAUAGGAGGGACAAGGCGUACGGCUCUUGCACUAGAAGACGCUGACACGUGGGCCCAUUGUCAAGCGGGGCCACAUGUCAUCCUUACAAGUAACAUUUAACACAAAACAUUCUUACUUAUACAAAAUCUUGUUUCCCCAUGCGGUGCCCUGCCUCGCGUGCUAUAUAUAUGGCGUCCGUGCGCCGCACCACGGCACGGCGUACGUCGUCGUUGCGCGCCGCACCAGAUCAAACAGUACACAGAGUGCCUUCGACCCUGCUCUGCUCAGGCGCCGUCACUGGAGUCCCUGUCAACCAGGAAGGCGUACCAAGCUUGAACAAGAGUACCUCGAGGACACCAUAAGUCAGCGCGCGCGGCGUCGGCACCGCUCCUGCUCCGCCGUCCCUUCGGCAGCCGAGCUGACGAGUAGGUGCCGACGUCACCGGCCGCCAGGAACCCAGCGCCGGCCGGCUACCUCGUCCACGCCUGGCACCGGUUCUGCCUCAACGCCUGGCUCCGGCGCGUGGGCGAUGGAGCGACGAGAUUGGUUGGAUGGCGUGGGGAGGUCGCGGAAAUCGCACAAACACGGCUGCGAAGCGACGGAUGCGGAAGACUUCGUGAGGCCGACGAAUAUAAUGUGACCUAUUUGCGCGCGCCGCGCUCGAUCGAUCGUAGGCCGAGGCGCCGAGCUAAGCUAGCCCGGCGCACGUACGGGGUCAGCAGCGUGGACGGUGAAUCGCUCUACUGUGUAGCGCGCGCGUUUGGCUCGGGCAUGCAUGGACCAUCAUGAGGAGGAGGCACUAGUGUGCGAGUGGCGGGUACGGUGGUCUUGGCGCAUGGCCGACGUCGGUAUACGUACGUGCACGGGGUUGCAGAGCACGGCUGCACGAGGCGUGGCGCAAUGCGUGCUGGCAAGGUGACGGUGUGGCCGCACGGCGCAUGCGAGAGGUCUACACGACAACACACUGCCAACGCGGCGCGUGGCACGGUGCGAUAUGCACGGGAGUCGUGUCGCGCGCCUUGGCUAAUUGGCUUGACUCAACCGGUGUCCGGUGGUGCAAGGGCUCGGAUCGAUCGGAUGGCGUGUUGCCGUGCUGGCUUUGCGGCGCCGACGUGGGCUCGACCCGGUGCGGUGGCGGCUCACGGUCGCGGGGGCCGGCCGGUCGGCUUUGGUUGCUGCUCAGCUGGGCUAGGCGGCUUUGUCCUGUUCUACUUACUGGGCCGGCCUUUGCUCUGGUCGGUGGUGUUCAUGUAUUUACAUGAUUAAUGCAUUUCCGGUUAAGCUUCCACUCUCGAGUUUGUAGUUACUAAAAUUUGAUUCUUGUAAUUAUUGUUUUUGAACAAUAUUUAUUGCAUUGGGAAUUGAUUUUAA
Molecule: messenger RNA, 3133 nt
Organism: Oryza sativa Japonica Group (Japanese rice)
Lineage: Eukaryota; Viridiplantae; Streptophyta; Magnoliopsida; Poales; Poaceae
Product: bZIP transcription factor 44
Biological process (GO): positive regulation of DNA-templated transcription
Cellular component (GO): nucleus
Molecular function (GO): transcription cis-regulatory region binding; DNA-binding transcription factor activity
Source: RefSeq, a predicted model, not a curated record